Molecule: messenger RNA, 1530 nt
Organism: Polistes canadensis
Lineage: Eukaryota; Metazoa; Arthropoda; Insecta; Hymenoptera; Vespidae
Product: venom protease-like
Exons: 6
Coding region: 155-1336 (393 amino acids)
Biological process (GO): proteolysis
Molecular function (GO): serine-type endopeptidase activity
Source: RefSeq, a predicted model, not a curated record
AAAAAGGUCGGUCGAGAAAGAAGCAACAGUAGUAGCGAUUGAUUAUCAAGAACGUUUGGAAGUAUCUACCAGCAACAAAGAGACUACUACGAAGAAUGAAAAAUAUGUGAAGAAAACAAUAGUGUUCAAGUUUUUUCAUUUUCCUCGAUAAAGAAUGUUUUCGUUGACAUUAACAUCGACAAUCGUUUACCUUCUAUGUUUCAUUUCGAUCAUUUUCCUUCAAGUUCAUGGUCAAUUGGACGAAGGGAGCGAAUGUUCCAUAAAUGGGAAAAAAGGAAUUUGUAAAUUAAUAUCUGAUUGUAUUCCUGUGUAUAAGUCGUUACAGGCCGGAAACCCGCCAGAAAAAAAUUGUGGAUAUAAAGGUCGUAUCCCUGUAGUUUGUUGUCCUAACGAUGAGUCCCCUACUACUGAUGUUAAAAUGAUUAUAGAAAAACCAAAUCCAACGUAUGAUGGACGUGGUACUAUUGCUCGAGAAAAAUGUAAAGAAUAUUCUCAGUACGUCUACCAACUUAUAUAUCCACCAAUUUUUAUUAUCGGACAAAAACCGAUUAACGUCUCCACGUGCGGUAUAAAGGGUAAAACAUUGAUCGUCGGUGGUGAAAAAGCAGCUGCACGAGAAUUUCCUCACAUGGUAGCACUCGGUUAUGAAUCUAGUAAUGGUAUUGAAUGGAAAUGUGGAGGAAGUUUGGUCUCAAAGAGAUUCGUUUUAACGGCUGCCCAUUGCUUACGCUCAGGGGAUGGCGUUGCUCCAACUGUAGUGCGAGUUGGUGAUCUCAAUCUGGUAUCAACGAAUGAUAUAGCCAAUCCGAAAGAUUACAAAAUUAUUGAAAAAAUUCGAAAUCCACAAUACAAGCCUCCAUUGUUGUAUCACGACAUUGCGUUACUUAAACUAGAAACCGAUGUAGAAUUUAAUGAAUUUGCUAGACCUGCUUGUUUGCAAACUGCUUUACCUGAUUCACCUGAAAAUAAGGCUACCGCUACAGGAUGGGGUAUCGUUAAAUUUGACACCGGAAAAAAAUCAGACGAUUUGUUAAAAGUCACUAUAAAUGUCGUUAACCAUACAUCUUGCAACAAAUUUAGCUAUUCAAACAUUCAAUACAAUCGUGGUAUCGUCAACGAAUGGCAAAUAUGCGCCGGUGAAUUUGGCAAAGACACUUGUGGGGGUGACAGUGGCGGUCCAUUGUUAAUUUUCAAUGACGAAAACUAUUGCAUGUACAACAUCAUAGGUGUUACCAGUGCAGGUCAGAUAUGUGGUUUAUAUUCUCCAGGACUCUACACGAAAGUAUAUAAUUAUGUUCCUUGGCUGGAAAGUGUAAUCUGGGCAGAACACGAUUAAUAAUAUUGUAUUUUAUACCGUUAUUUUAUAUCAUUUUGUACUUCAUUAAUAAUAAUACUCAUAGAUUAAUUGAAUUGACAUUUUUAUCGAUCUGUUCUCACAAUUUAUAUUUCGUCUUAAUUCUGAGAACAACAAAAAUGAACGAAAAACUUUUAACAUUUAUUUCGAACGUAAUAAAAAAACUAUUUAUUAUU